Henningerozyma blattae CBS 6284 is the source of this 1941-nucleotide messenger RNA. RefSeq names its product putative GTPase NOG1 (gene NOG1). Gene Ontology annotation, biological process: ribosomal large subunit biogenesis. Bases 1 to 1941 code for a protein of 646 amino acids. Gene Ontology annotation, molecular function: RNA binding; GTPase activity; GTP binding. The record is from RefSeq and is a predicted model, not a curated record. The transcript has a single exon. Gene Ontology annotation, cellular component: nucleolus. Lineage: Eukaryota; Fungi; Ascomycota; Saccharomycetes; Saccharomycetales; Saccharomycetaceae.
AUGCAAUUAUCUUGGAAAGAUAUCCCAACCGUGGCUCCUGCCAAUGACCUAUUGGAUAUUGUUCUUAAUAGAACUCAAAGAAAAACUCCAACUGUUAUCAGACCUGGUUUCAAGAUCACUAGAAUUAGAGCAUUUUAUAUGCGUAAAGUGAAAUUCACUUCUGAAGGUUUUAUUGAAAAAUUCGAUGAUAUAUUAAAGGGUUUCCCAAACAUUAACGAUGUCCAUCCUUUCCACAGAGAUUUGAUGGAUACUUUAUAUGAAAAGAAUCAUUAUAAGAUUUCUUUGGCUGCUAUUUCAAGAGCCAAGACUUUAGUGGAACAAGUCUCUAGAGAUUAUGUUAGAUUAUUGAAAUUCGGUCAAUCUUUAUUUCAAUGUAAACAAUUGAAGAGAGCUGCUCUUGGUAGAAUGGCUACUAUUGUUAAGAAAUUGAAAGAUCCUUUGUUAUAUUUGGAACAAGUCCGUCAACAUUUAGGUAGAUUGCCAUCUAUUGAUCCAAACACAAGAACUUUGUUGAUUUGUGGUUAUCCAAACGUUGGUAAAUCAUCUUUCUUGAGAUGUAUUACAAAGGCUGAUGUGGAAGUUCAACCUUAUGCUUUCACCACAAAAUCCUUAUACGUUGGUCAUUUCGAUUAUAAAUAUUUACGUUUCCAAGCCAUUGAUACUCCAGGUAUAUUGGAUAGACCUACUGAAGAAAUGAAUAACAUUGAAAUGCAAUCUAUUUAUGCCAUUGCUCAUUUAAGAUCUUGUGUCUUAUAUUUCAUGGAUCUUUCAGAACAGUGUGGUUUCACUGUUGAAGCUCAAGUUAAGUUAUUCCAUUCCAUUAAACCUUUAUUUGCUAAUAAAUCUGUCAUGGUUGUUAUUAACAAGACUGAUAUCAUUAGACCAGAAGAUUUAGAUGAAGAACGUGCUCAAUUAUUAGAUAGUGUUAGAAACACUUCUGGUGUUGAAAUCAUGACUACUUCUUGUCAAUUGGAAGAAAAUAUUAUGGAUGUUAGAAAUAAAGCUUGUGAAAAAUUAUUAGCAUCAAGAAUUGAAAACAAAUUGAAAUCUCAAGCCAGAAUUAACAACGUCUUGAACAAAAUUCAUGUUUCUACUCCACAACAAAGAGAUGAUGUCAAGAGAACACCUUUCAUUCCAGAAGAAUUUAAGAAUCUAAAGAAAUAUGAUCUAGAGGAUCCAAAUAGAAGAAAAUUGGCUAAAGAUAUUGAAAUUGAAAACGGUGGUGCUGGUGUUUUCAACAUCAAUUUGAAAGAUAAAUAUCUAUUGGAAGAUGAUGAUUGGAAGAAUGAUAUCAUGCCAGAAAUUAUGGAUGGUAAGAAUGUUUACGAUUUCUUAGACCCAGAUAUCGCUGCCAAAUUACAAGCAUUAGAAGAAGAAGAAGAAAGAUUAGAAUCUGAAGGUUUCUAUAACUCUGAUGAAGAAGAAAAUUUCGAAGGUCUUGACCACGAAGAAAUUGAAGAUGUUAAAGAUAAGGCUCAAUGGAUUAGAGAUAGACAAAAGAAAAUGAUUCUUGAAGCAAGAAAUAGAAAAUCUUUGAAGAAUAAAGCUAUCAUGCCUCGUUCUAAAUUAACUAAAUCUUACGGUGAAAUGGAAAAACAUAUGGCUACUCUAGGUCACGACUUGACCUCUUUACAAGAUAAACAAAGAGUGGCUGCAGAAAAGAGUAGAUAUCAAGAAGCUGGUGUCGAUGUUGUCUUUGGUGCUCAAGAUUCCAUGUCUGCUUCUAACGAAAAUGGUGGUAAGCUAAGACAAUCUGAUAGAUUAUUGGACGGUGUUGCUGAUGGUACUAUGAGAUCAAAGGCUGAAAGAAUGGCUAAACUACAAAGAAGAGAAAGAAAUAGAAUGGCUAGAGCUGGUGAAGCUGAUAGGCAUGCUACCGCUUCCUUACCAAAACAUUUGUUCAGUGGUAAGCGUGGUAACGGUAAGACUGAUUUCCGUUAG